Messenger RNA from Ipomoea nil (Japanese morning glory), 1444 nucleotides. Its product is annotated as basic proline-rich protein-like. The annotation marks the transcript as partial. Lineage: Eukaryota; Viridiplantae; Streptophyta; Magnoliopsida; Solanales; Convolvulaceae. The transcript has a single exon. The record is from RefSeq and is a predicted model, not a curated record.
AUGGGCCGGCGGGCUGGCUUGACCGCGGGCUCCUUCGCCUUCCGCCGGUUACUCCCUGCGUUCCAACUGCCGCGCGUUGGCUGCUCCGUCACGGUGCCGGUGCCCGUACCCGGCAUUGUCCGCUCAUUCGUCUCCGCGGUCCCUCCUGGGCCGUCGUUUUUGCCCCGUGCUUGGCCCUUGUCGGCUGCCGUCGGUGACCCGGGUGUUCCCUCGCCACUUUUGCCGGCCUCCGUGACGUUGCGGCGGUUGGUCGCCCGGGCGCCCCGUGUCCGUCUUCACGUCCACAGCGCUCCUUCUGGUCCCUUGGAUUCCCUUUUAUUGCCUAUUCGAGCAUGCCUCCUUACCUUGCGGGCUGUCCACGCGCGGGGCCAGCCGCUCGUCUCCGCCCGUCACCAUGUUGUCCCUCCGCUGUUCUUCUCCGGCCGGGCGGCCCCGCGCGUCUCGGCGCCCCCUUUGCCGCCGUGCGGCGACGCCCUUCGCGUUCGUGCUGUUCGCCUUGGGCUCGGCUGCGGCGCGCCGGCUCGCUUCGCGCCGCCGCCGGCCAGCCGCCUCCCUGGCUCUCAUGCUGGCCCUGUGUCCGGCAUCUCCUCCACCAGGCCAUUGCCGCCCGUUCGGAGGCGUGCUGCUCGUCUCCCACCCCCCCCCGGCGGCGGAGGCCCCGCGCGCGCUCCCUCACCCCCCCUUUCGUCCGGCCGAUUGCGGAGCUUCCUUCCCCCCAUUCUCCCUCCUUCCUCUCCGUCGUGUGCGCCGUCGGCGGCGCUGCCCGCCGGCUCCCGCGCCGAGGCCAGGCGCCACCAUCACCCGCUCCUGUCGGCUCCCGGCUGCCCACUUGUUCGCCCGCUUCCGCUCUUGGCUGCCCCUGCUGCGCCGCCACUUGACGGCCCACCUUGCGGCGGCUUCCCGCUCUUCUGCCCGGUGCCGGCCGGCACUCUGCCCGACGUUCCUGGCCGCCCGCCUCCCUUCCCCCAUUUCCCCGGCCCACGCCGGCCUCUCUGGUUCUCCGUCUCCCGGCGUCCCGUGUCCCCCCGCUCACCUCCCUUAGUGCCCUCCUGGCGCUUGCCCCCCUGGACCCCGCCGGCGCCGCACCCUUUCCCGCUCCCGGUUCCCCCGCCGCCGGCUGUGCACCCUGAACCGCCGCGAUCGACCGGCGCCGUCCCGGCACCCUUCUCGGCUCCGCCCGCCGCUCGUCCUUUCCCGUGGCUCCGGUCUCAAUGCCGCCGGCGCUCUUCCGCCGCCGCCGUCCCCCCGCCUGCUCCAGGCCCCGGCGCCGGCACGCCGCCGCCCGCCGCUUCUCCCGCGCCUGCUGGUACGCCGGCCCCUCCUCAUCCCAGGCGGCGGACUCUCGCGGCGACAUUCUCCGGCCGCGCUGUCGCUGCUCCGCCCGCGGCUCUCCUGCGGCGCCGUGUUCCCCGGUGCCGCUUUCUUCCCCUGGGUUUCGUCUGUG